AAUCAGAAAAUUCCCUUCAGGUCCCAUCCCUAACACACGCUGGUUCUGGGAAAACCCAAAACCAACGAGCCAAACGCAAACGCAGACGCAAAAGCUAUAAGCUAUUUUCACAAAUAAUCAAAAUCUUUUCCUAUUCUUGUCCAAUUCGAAUUCGAAUUCCCCUAAUCCCUUUCACCUCCGCCGCUGAACCCUCUUCAACCUCCCCGCGGUGCCUCCGCGGGAUUUACUAGGGUUUUCUGAUCGUGCACUUCCCCUUUCCACUGUUUUCUCACGACGUCGUUCUCCGAGUCAUGCCUCCGGCGCGUCCGGCGCGUCGACGCGCAACGAACAAGGCUAAUGCGAACGGACACUUGCGUUUAGGCGAUCUUGUACUCGCUAAGGUCAAGGGUUUCCCUCCUUGGCCUGCCAAGAUAAGUAGGCCUGAGGAAUGGGAGAAAACACCUGAUCCAAAGAAAUAUUUUGUUCAAUUCUUUGGCACCAAAGAGAUAGCUUUUGUUGUACCCGCAGAUAUUCAGGUCUUUACAAGUGAGUGUAAAACUAAGUUGUCUUCUCGGCUUCACGGAAAGACGAAGUACUUUACCCAAGCAGUGAAGGAAAUAUCUGCAGCUUUUGAUGAGAUUCAGAAACAGAAGGCCAGUGGUGAUGACACAGAUGAUUCUCGGAUUGAUUCAGAAGCUCCUCCUGUUGAUGAGCCAGUGACUGAUCCAAAGGAUACCACUGAUGCUAUGACGUCUCAUGCAGAAAAAGAUAACAUCUAUGCGGGUAAUGUUGGCUCCAAUUUGGAGAACUGUUUGCUGAAAACCAGAGAGAGUGUUAGCCUAGAUGAAAAGCUCUCAGAGUCUGGCCGUCCAAAUGAAAGUUCUUCUGUUUCAUCACCUUUGGUCAAAAGUAAAUUAUCCACUGGUUCAGAGAUAAGGAAGACUUCUAGCAAAUCUACUCUUAAAGGUGCAAGUAAUGUUAAUGAUUUUGGUCAACAUGAUAACGAAAAUAGUAUUUUAGCAAAUGGUAGUAAGCCAAGAAAGCUUAUUACUGGUUCAAAGAGGAGACGUGAAGUUGAAGAUGACAUAAAUAAAAAUGGUGGAUCAUCUACUGGAACACUUUUGAAGGUGGAAAAGUCUACUGGCAGUGCUGAUCUUUCCAGGUCAGGAGAGACAUUUAAAUCUGGAAAGAAAGGGAAAGAUGCAUCUGCUGUUAAAUUAAAUUCUCCAGACACUUUUAAACCAGACUCAAAUGGUAGUAAUGGAGAAAAAGGUAAGAACUUGAUUUCAAAAAAUGCAAGUCUCGAGGUAAAAAAUGAAUUACAGGAGGCUGAUGGCAGAAAUUCAAGUAUAGGAAAGAAUAACCAAGUUCAUGCAAAGCAUAAUAUGGGAGCUAAUGAAUCCUUACAUGCUACGAAGAAGUUGAAACGCAUGGAGGCCAGAGAUGAUUUAACUUCAGGGCACAUCCCAAAAGAUGUGAAAAGUGCUUUGCCUUGCUCUACUUUUGCCAUAGACAAAUCAUCUAAAAUGUCAGAGUUGAAAAGGUCCACAUUAAAUUCCAAAACAGAAAAAAGCUCUGUCCAUGAGUUGCUACCUAUGAUCAAACAACAUAGCCAUGUUCAGAAAACUAUGCUUGAUUCUGAUAGGGUUGCUUCUGAUGAUAAAAAAGAUUGGGGCAAUCUUAAACUGAAAGGUGAUACAAAGAAUGUUACGACAAAACAAGCACAGAAGAAACGUAAAGCUGUUUGCCUUAAUGAAGAUGAUGAUGUACCUAAAACUCCUGUUCAUGGAGGAGCUGCAAAAAAUAUUAAGUCGCCUUUUGCUUCGGAGGUCAAGAAGGGCAAUAAUGCACAUUCUGAAAAAUCUGAUGCUUCUAAGCUGGCUUACAGAAAUUCUAGUGAGCUUGAGGAAGCUCAUUUGAAAGAGCCGUCUUCUCAAUUACAUAUUGACGCAUCAUCAAUUAAGCCCCCUGAAAAAGAGAAAGCCGAUGAAGCCACUCUUGUGCAUGUUCCUCUUAGUCAUGAUAAGUUAGAUUCAAAGCAGUUUCCCUCUAAGGUGGCAAGAGUUAGCUCUGCCUCCCCAGUAAAAUCACCUCAGCCAGUUCCUGCAACAACAAAGUUAAAUGCUGAACGGAACAAAUCUUCCAAAUCUUUGCUUAAAGCCUCCAGCAUUGCUACUCUAAAGAAGGCUGAGAACGGGUCUUCCAAACCUUCACAUAACCUCAGCUCUUCUCAAAACCAAGUUUCUGCUCAUAAGAAGAAGCUAGCAUCUUCAGCUGAAAAUUCCAAAACUGCUCCAAAGACAUUGCCUCAGGAAGUUGACGUUCCUGUUUCAACAGUAGAUUUUAAGGAGCCUGAUGCACUGCUUGUUGAUGGAUUGGAAGAGGAUAUGGAAGAAAGAAGUAAUAUGUAUACUGGUUCUGGGACUCCAGAAACAUCUAAGACUAUGAAGCAUCUUAUUGCAGCUGCCCAGGCAAAAUGGAAAAAAGCUCAUUCUCAGUAUCUUUCUUCUGAUAUUCAUAAUGUCCAGGGGGGAACUCCUAGCCCAUCCACAGUUCAGCCAUUUCUCCCCGUCUCAAGAAACACCGCACAGACUGAUGUGCAGGGAGUUUAUGAGCUCACAACUUCGGCUUCUCCACCAACUAAUGACUAUCACUCUGCAUCUCAAAAUCAGCUCGAUGCGGAUGAUAUUGACGACAGAAGAGUCGGUUCAGUGCAAAGGGGUCCUGAAGGUUCUCUCAGUGGUGGUACAGAGGCUGCUGUUGCUCGUGACGCUUUUGAAGGAAUGAUAGAAACUUUGUCAAGGACCAAAGAAAGUAUUGGGCGUGCAACUCGUCUUGCCAUAGAUUGUGCUAAGUAUGGCAUUGCCAACGAGGUUGUUGAGCUUCUCAUCCGGAAAUUGGAAAAUGAAGCUAGUUUUCAUCGCAAAGUGGAUUUAUUUUUUCUUGUUGAUUCUAUCACUCAGUGCUCACAUAGUCAAAAAGGAAUUGCUGGAGCUUCUUACAUCCCUAUAGUUCAAGCAGCGCUGCCACGUCUUCUUGGCGCUGCUGCUCCCUCUGGAGCUAGUGCCCGUGAAAAUCGUCGUCAAUGUCACAAGGUUUUGAGGUUGUGGCUUGAGAGGAAAAUUUUGCCGGAGUCUGUUAUACGCCGUCACAUGAAUGAAAUUGGGGUUUCAAAUGAUGAUAUCACAGUUAGCUUUUCCUUCAGGCGUCCAUCUCGUGCCGAGCGAUCUGUAGAUGACCCAAUUAGAGAAAUGGAAGGCAUGCUUGUUGAUGAGUAUGGAAGUAAUGCCACAUUUCAGCUGCCUGGCUUUUCUUGUCAUGCAUUUGAGGAAGAUGAAGAUGAAGAAGAUUUACAAAUCAAUUCAUGUGCGGAUAUGUAUGGUACAUCUCCAGCAGAUCCCACACCCAAGUUUGGAGGAUCAGAUACUCAUACUGUGACCCCAAAUGACAAACGCCAUUGUAUCUUGGAGGAUGUGGAUGGUGAGCUAGAAAUGGAAGAUGUUUCAGGUCACCCAAAGGACGAGAGACCUGUAUAUUUGAACAGUUCUGAUGAAACUGAAAUGCUUCUUCAGAGCUCAAAUAGGAAUUUAGACCCAACUUCAAAUAUUUCAGAAGACAUAUUGGCUACUCCGGAGGGUUCCCCUCCAUUACCUCUUGAUUCACCCCCUCCAACUCCACCUUUGCCUUCUUCACCUCCCCCUCCUCCUCCUCUAUCAUCUCCAUCUCCUCCCCCACCCCCACCACCUCCAACGUUGCAACCCGUACCUCCUCCUUUACCAUCCUCAGCCUCACUAGUAUCAUUGGUUCCUCAAUCAUCUGGACUGCCCCGGCCUUCACAUGUCUCCCAGUCAUUAAUGCUACAUCAGUCAUCAUAUCAGUCAUCACCAAAGUAUCCGCAGAACAUACCUCACGACUUUAGUAGCUCAACUAGUGGUAACCAAAUAGUUCAAAUGGCUGGUAAUUCUAUUUCUGGAGGUCAGAGUCAGACUAAUGCAGCUGUCAAGAAUGAACUAUUUUCACAGCCAUCUGCGUUUACCUUGGCUGCAGGAUGCAGCUCCCAGGAGCCAUCUGGUUUUAACCAUUCAAGACAAUUAGAAUACGGACAUAAUGAUGUGUAUUUAAAUGCUCAAGUUCAUCAACCUAACCAGCAAUAUCAGCAGGGUAACAUCCCAUAUGCUCAGAGACAUGCACAUCCUGCCCCACCCCAAAAUCCUUCAAAUCAGUUCUCAUAUCCAAAUCACCCAGUUCAGCCACACCUUCCACAUGCAUUUCAUCCUCCUUUUCCUUUACCAUCUCUUCCAGAUGGCCCGAGGCAAUUUGUUACUGAUGAGCAAUGGAGAAUGUCAUCGACAAACAAUCAACAUCAAAAUGGUGUAUGGAGAGGGAUAAAUCCUUCAUGCCCUGGUCCUCCCUUUGGGCAAGAAGGUUUCCGACCAUCACUUGAAAGGCCGCCGAUAAGUAAUGUAGGUUUUCAGCGAGCAAUUUCAAGCACCCUACCUAGUGCACCUGUAUCAGGACACGGUGCUCCUCAGAUGUUGCUUUGCAGGCCAGACAUUUCUGCUGUUAAUUCUUGGAGACCCACUUGAAGUUAGUUGGUUGGACAAUUACUAAAACUAAUGUUAUUGCUGGUGGAUCAACACUCACGGCUAUAUAUUGUACCACAAAGUUAGAUUUGCCUGUGUUGUACAUACAACUUACCUGUGAAGAGAAUUUUGAAAAGUUGCGGAGGCUUUUGGCAGGAUUUUGUAUAUUGUAUUUUUUCCUGACAAUGUAUCCCAGGAACAUUUGCUUCGAAGUUUAGGCUCAUGUUUCUGACUUGGUUUUGGCAAAAUAAGAAAAGAUGUCAAAUCCUUCUUCAUGCUUUGAAUGAUAUAACUCAAUAAGGCAAACUUCAUCCCAUAGAAUGACGGUAGAUAAUUGAGGUAAAUAGUCAUGUAAUUUUAGAACAUACAAUGCUUUAGUUAUUGACUUCAAUGAGCAUGCAAGCACAUUAUACAUAGUGUAUGAAAAAAAAAAUUCCAUAGGUGAUAUUUAUUGUACAUUAUGUUUUCUAGAUUGCCAUUAGAAUUCUUAGUUCUCCCA
Vicia villosa (hairy vetch) is the source of this 5061-nucleotide messenger RNA. RefSeq names its product ENHANCER OF AG-4 protein 2-like. Lineage: Eukaryota; Viridiplantae; Streptophyta; Magnoliopsida; Fabales; Fabaceae. The record is from RefSeq and is a predicted model, not a curated record. Gene Ontology annotation, biological process: regulation of transcription by RNA polymerase II. Gene Ontology annotation, cellular component: nucleus. The transcript is spliced from 13 exons. Gene Ontology annotation, molecular function: transcription coregulator activity; double-stranded DNA binding. Bases 291 to 4565 code for a protein of 1424 amino acids.